AUGGCGGUGUCCUCUCCCCCUGUGACCCACAUCAGGCGUGGUAGGGGCCACAUCAGGCGUGGCAGGGAUCGCAUCGGGCGUGGCAGAGAGCGCAUCAGGCGUGGCAGGGAGCGCAUCAGGCGUGGCAGGGACCGCAUCAGGCGUGGCAAGGACCGCAUCAGGCGUGGCAAGGACCGCAUCGGGCGUGGCAAGGACCGCAUCGGGCGUGGCAAGGACCGCAUCGGGCGUGGCAAGGACCGCAUCAGGCGUGGCAAGGACCGUAUCAGGCGUGGCAGGGGAAAGAAACACGCCACCACACCUCCACUUACAUCCACACAUCCACCUACAUCGACCUCUGUCACUCCUUCUCCAUCACUCAUUCCUGUCUUGUCAUCUAUUGGAUCGGUGUGUGCUGUGGUUCUGCUGGUAUUAGUGGUUCUGGUGGUGAAACAAUGGGUAUGUGGAAAACCCAAAGCUGACCGGGCAGAAGUUAGAGAAGAUGACAUCACAGAUGAUGUGACAUACAGCGAAAUCACAAUCUCAAAUUGUCAACAGCAGCCAGUCAGACAGAGCCCAGAGAGCGACCCAGCUGCAGUCUACUCUACAGUGAGGAGGGACAACAUCACAUAUGGACAAAUCAUCAUCAAAGACAAGAAAACAAAAUCCAAGAUAAGAGAGAGUGAUCCAGCUGCAAUCUACUCAGAAGUGAGAACCACUUAUCAACAGAUGGGCUUCAGAGCAAACAGACCCACAGAUUUUCUGGAGCCAGAGGUCAUUUACUCCAACCUGAAGUAAUCAACCAGUCCAACCAGUGGAGCCCAGCUGCUCUUCUCGUGUCGUUCUCUGGGUUUCAUGAAGAUGUCUGAUGGAAAAUUUGAAUUGCCGUGGCUAACUGAAAAACAUCUGUCUUCAGUUCAGACAGGAAACAAACAAAUGAACUGAAACCACAGACUAUAAACAGCAUGAGCAUCGCUACAUUGUGUGGGUUACUCCAAAACCAAGCAGCAAUUUACACAUCAGCUUUUUCAGAAACUUAACAAACUGUAUUAUUAUUAUUUUUAUUUCAACCAUUGAAAAGCAUUCUGUGGUUACAAAUCGCAAACUGUGAAAAAAAGAAAACAUUUCUUCAUGUUUGAUCGAACCAACAAAUCCCAGCCCAAAAUAUUAAAAUUCAGCUCAGUUAAUUCAGUUUUAUUUGUAUACCAAAAAAAAAAAAAAAAAAUCACAGCAACAGCCACCCAAGAACACCUUCCCUGAUCCAGUUGAUCGUGGGAAGUGUCAGUAACUUUCAUAAUAAGAGCAUGGAAAUCAUAAAGCAAUCAUAAAACCACACUUAAGCAUGCUUCCAUGGAAUGACAUGUAUUUUAAAUGUGAGACAUGGUGAUAGAGAACAUAGAAAAAAUCAUAGUGAUGAAGUGUUCUGCUUUAUGAAGGCCUUCAGAGUCUGCUGCUAUCUACUGGUAAUACUGGGUAUUAGUAAAUGACAACAAGAAAAAACCUGUAAACUAUUUAAUGUCUGAAAUGUUAAGAUCAGAUUAUAAUUAGUUAUUCAAACUUUUUUUCACCAUUAAUGACAUUUCACUGAGCGUUAAAUUGUUUUUAUUGUUCAUGAAGGAUUACCUGAGUGAAGAUGAAACAUACAAACUCGUGUACAUUUUUCUGUAUCUCUCCCACAUGUGAUGAAUGUCAGUUACUGGGUGAAUAUGAACAUUGUUAUCUUUGUUUAAAUGUGACAAUUUUUAUUGGAUGUUUUUGACUUUUUUUUUUUGUGUAACGUUGAUAUAAAGUUCAGAAAAUAU
Oreochromis aureus is the source of this 1778-nucleotide messenger RNA. RefSeq lists its product as uncharacterized. The record is from RefSeq and is a predicted model, not a curated record. Lineage: Eukaryota; Metazoa; Chordata; Actinopteri; Cichliformes; Cichlidae. The transcript is spliced from 6 exons. The coding region runs from base 1 to 774 and encodes 257 amino acids.